Messenger RNA from Drosophila yakuba, 3195 nucleotides. It is a transcript of the gene Syt7, whose product is annotated as synaptotagmin-7. Gene Ontology annotation, molecular function: phosphatidylserine binding; calcium ion binding; SNARE binding. Gene Ontology annotation, biological process: regulation of calcium ion-dependent exocytosis; cellular response to calcium ion; calcium-ion regulated exocytosis. Gene Ontology annotation, cellular component: axon; synapse; membrane. Lineage: Eukaryota; Metazoa; Arthropoda; Insecta; Diptera; Drosophilidae. The coding region runs from base 356 to 1606 and encodes 416 amino acids. The record is from RefSeq and is a predicted model, not a curated record. The transcript is spliced from 9 exons.
UGUUUUAAGAAUAAAGUAGUUUUAUAGUAAAUCAGAGUGAUUGGCUUCUAUUAAAUUUAAAGAAAACAGAUAAAUUUGUAAUAACAACACGCACUCUAGCAAGACGGUGUUUUAAUAGAGAGUACUUAAACUAUUUUCCUGAAAGUUGUAUUAGUUUGCUCUGCUCAUUACUCAUUUGAGCACUCCGGCAGCUGCAAACUUUGUGCAAACGAAUUACGCAAAUAAUUUUGGACCAAGUUUUCGAGUUUUACAUUAGUUAAACAUAAAACUAUGUGUACUGCAUUAAAUAGAAAGCCAUUAAAUAGCAAAAUUCUAUUUUGAACAAUUUAAAGUAUGACUUAAUCAUUACUGUGAAAUGGCAAGCAUAGUUCUUAUAGCUUGCCUGGCUAUAUUGGGCUUAAUUAUUGCAAUAGCUCUUUUUCUGGCUGGAGGAUACUUGUGGUGGAGGCAUAAAAGGUCCCAGUUACAGUUUAUUGAACCAAAUGAAGACGAGGAAUCUAGUAGUUAUAGUCUUCGGGCUGCUCAUGAUAUUGUGGACUCCGGUAAUCCACCUACAAAACCGCAAGUGCCGGUGACACAAGCUAUCACAACUCCUCUGCAAAACAAUAUUAACCGAAAACUAAAUGGAUUUUUAAGUCUUAGGACUCCUUUGAUUGGUGUUUCGGGAGCAUCUCAAACAAAACCACAAAGCGUUUCUUCGGUUGCAAAUUCUGGAGAUGGGACUACAAAAGAUUCUGCAAAUAAAAGUAUCUCAAUGACAGACAUGUAUUUGGAUAGUACCGAUCCAAGUGAAAAUGUUGGGCAAAUUCAUUUCUCCUUGGAGUACGAUUUCCAAAAUACAACAUUAAUUUUAAAAGUUCUUCAAGGAAAAGAGCUUCCAGCAAAGGAUUUGAGCGGUACUUCCGACCCAUAUGUUCGUGUAACGCUAUUACCAGACAAAAAGCAUAGAUUGGAAACAAAAAUAAAACGGCGAACCCUAAAUCCACGGUGGAACGAAACAUUUUAUUUUGAGGGUUUUCCCAUUCAAAAACUUCAAUCACGUGUUUUACACUUACAUGUUUUUGAUUACGAUCGGUUCUCAAGAGAUGACUCCAUAGGGGAAGUAUUUCUUCCUUUAUGUCAGGUUGACUUUGCUGGAAAACAGAGUUUUUGGAAGGCAUUAAAGCCCCCUGCAAAGGAUAAAUGCGGAGAACUUCUCUCCUCUCUUUGCUAUCACCCGUCGAACUCAAUUUUGACUUUAACAUUAAUUAAAGCGAGAAAUUUAAAGGCAAAAGAUAUCAACGGAAAAUCUGAUCCUUACGUAAAGGUUUGGCUUCAGUUUGGAGAUAAAAGGGUAGAAAAAAGAAAAACGCCUAUAUUUACGUGUACAUUAAAUCCAGUAUUUAAUGAAUCGUUUAGUUUUAACGUACCAUGGGAAAAAAUAAGAGAAUGUUCCUUGGAUGUUAUGGUGAUGGAUUUUGAUAACAUUGGAAGGAACGAGUUAAUAGGACGAAUAUUAUUAGCUGGGAAAAACGGUUCUGGAGCAUCGGAAACUAAACAUUGGCAAGACAUGAUCUCAAAGCCCAGACAAACUGUAGUACAAUGGCAUCGCUUAAAACCUGAGUAACUUUAAUACGAAUUCCUUAAUAACAUAUAAUUAACACCAGUGACUACAUCGGAGAACACCGUACAUUAAUGGAUGUACAUACAUUAGUUUAUUUAAAGUUGCUUUUAUAGCAAUAUCAUAAUCAUACCAAAUGAAUGUAUAAAGACGAAAAUAAUUUAAAUUUGCACAAAUUAAUGUUUAUUGUUUACAAAAAUUUUACCUUUACAAAAUAGCUAUACAAAUAUAAUGAAGUAUUUGUUUUGAUAAGAGCAAUAGUUUUAUACGUACUUAUAUAUAUAUAUAUUUUGUCCAUAGAAAACAUAUAUGUAUAUAUAUGUUUUUUAGGGACAUUAAUAUUAUACAAAUAUUAUAAACAAUUGUAAAUUAGUUCAAAAAAUCCUGUUAAAAAACGGAGGUACCACAAAGAAGUACCACUUUUCGAUGGAAAAGUCUUUAAAGCUAAAAAAUACUGUUGUCCAUCACUUUAUUUUAUUAAGGCAUUAAGGACAAACCAUUCAAAAACAUGACCAAAUACAAUUUUCGAGUUCUUUCUUUCAAAUUAUUUAAAAUGUAUUUUCCUGAGUGUCAUUCUCAAUCUUGAGAAACUAAUCAAUUUCGUAAUCAUAUUUCAAUCCUAAUAAAGUUUAAAAAAAGUAAAAAUUUGUAAUAAUGGUUUAAAAAAGCGUUAAGUAAAUACUUAUGCGCGAAUACUUAUAUUAAAUAUUUAAUCAAAUGUAUUUGGUUCUUUCAUUAAAUUAAGGAAUUUACAUUCAGUUUGUUAAUAUUCUAGUUCGCUAAAAAUUGUAUUUCUUAAAAAAAAACAUUUUAAAAAUUUUAAAAAUGUUGUUUGUUUUUGAAUACGAUCCUAAAAUUUUAAACAAAUCGGGUACAGGUGUUAAAUAAUAAAUUUAAACGAUAAGAAAGUUGGAUAUGUCUAUCGAUAUAUAUUUGCAAGAUAGACAACUGUAAAAAAUUAAAAAUAAAUGAAGAGAAAAUCAUUUAAUUUUUGAAAAUGUAUAUAAUACGAUUGAAUUGUGAAAUUUGAACAUUAAAUAGUUCAACAAAAAUCAAGAAAACACAUGUUACGCUGGUUUAAAAUUAAAAAAAAAUAAUGUCAACAUUAUAAUAAAAUAUUCUUUAAUUGCAUACGGUGUCGUAUGAUAGACAUGUAGGUUAUUUGAAUAGAGAAAGAUUGCAUUAGCACAAUAAACCAGAAAAUAAACCAUUUUUAAAAGUAACUAUAAAAAAUUAGCCAACCAUUGCCGGAAGAAGCGUCAACUGCGAGAAAAAAAAUAUGAGACAGUAAGAGAGAAGAAAGAAUUAAAAAAGUAUAUACAUAAUUGAUAACUAAAACUGAGUUUAAAAAACGAAAAAUCGAAAAUACAACCCACCUUGAAAUUACAUAUUUGUUAUAUACCUGUUAAAAUAUUAUUAAAAUAAUUUAUUCUUAGCAGCAAAUAAAGCAUUAAAAAACAAUUAAUAGUAUAUUGACUUUAAGGUAGAAAUGUACUUGAAUGUACGUUUCUCCAACUUUUCCAAAACUACAAAAAUUGAUGUUGUAUUAAAUCGAAAUAUUAAAAUUUUUAGAUAACAUUAUAAGCCUUCCGAAA